This is a messenger RNA of Corythoichthys intestinalis (scribbled pipefish), 757 nucleotides long. It is a transcript of the gene pvalb5, whose product is annotated as parvalbumin 5. Gene Ontology annotation, cellular component: cytoplasm. NCBI's taxonomy places the organism in Eukaryota, Metazoa, Chordata, Actinopteri, Syngnathiformes, Syngnathidae. The transcript has 6 exons. The record is from RefSeq and is a predicted model, not a curated record. The coding region runs from base 283 to 609 and encodes 108 amino acids. Gene Ontology annotation, molecular function: calcium ion binding.
GUUGCUACUUGCAAAAAGCAUCUCUGACACGCCAGUGGGAACAAAAGAACGAUCUGAAAAGUGAAGAGCAGGACAGCACUGUCGGUCGUUCACAAGACGAGCUUCAGGGGAAAAUGCGUGCAGCAAAUACCUGAUAAGACAAAAGUUGGGCAAAACUGGUGAUGCGAGAGAGUCCUGUUGGGAACUCAGGUUGGGAGCGAGAGUGCAUGCUGUUGGGAUUCGGGAACCCCGGUUUUAUUAGCAGAUAUUCAAGGCAAGCGCAGAGCAACGAGGAAAAGGACCAUGGCAUUUGCUGGGAUGCUGAGGGACGAGGACAUCCAGGCUGCCGUGCAGGCAUGUCAAGCACCAGGCACAUUCAACUUCAAAACUUUCUUUGCACAAGUGGGACUAGUGGACUCAUCGGAAGCAAACUGGAAAGAUGUGUUCAUAGUCUUGGACCAGGACAGGAGCGGAUUCAUUGAAGAGGAGGAGCUAAAAUUAUUCCUUCAGAAUUUUUCCCCUGGUGCAAGGGAACUGACAGUGGCCGAAACCAAGACUCUGAUGGCGGCGGGGGACAGAGAUGGUGAUGGCAAAAUUGGGAUUGAAGAGUUCUGCCAUCUCCUGAAGUGAAAAGGAUGACCUCCAUUGGCCACGACUGUCUUUUCCUGUGUUCAGUAAUUCCAGUUCACCGUUUCCCAGAAGACAAAAACCUGCUAGGUUCUGAACCUGCUUGCUGCUCUCCUUGUCGGUCGAAAGUCCAGGAAGUGAUCAAUAAAUG